Molecule: messenger RNA, 525 nt
Organism: Aureobasidium musti
Lineage: Eukaryota; Fungi; Ascomycota; Dothideomycetes; Dothideales; Saccotheciaceae
Source: the annotation of a GenBank genome assembly
AUGGACCUCACCCUCCCUCUCACAUGCCCCGAACUAGCAAACUAUGGCGAAUACUCCUGGUCCAACGCCUCUUUCGCCCUCCACACACUCAUCGAAACCAGCGAAGAGCACAUGCAACAAAUCGCAACAACGCUAGAUAGGGAAUGGUACGAAGGCCAAGGCAACGAAGGCUCUCACCUCGUCCGCGUCGCUCCUUCCCAUAACUUCGGAAACAAAAGCCUUAGCGAUAUCCUCGAGGCUCAUGUAAAGUUGGACAAAGUAGCUCCAGGCCAAAGCGAGUCACAGCAGGGAGCGCCAGAUCUGCAGUGGUAUCCUACUGCCUUCAUUGUGGUGACGGCAGAGGAUCUUGAUGAUAGAGGACUGCUUUUGGUAUUUGUUGAUGACGAAGUUGAGGAGGAUGAUGAGGUUGCGGAGUGUAGGACGGACAAGUUCUUNUUCAAGCAGAAAGACGCGAAUAUCAUGUUGUCGAGCUUGAUCUACGAUGAUGAUACUGCUGCGCGAUCAAAGGACAUUUACGGGUAUUGA